UAAGCCGCCAAAGUAAAUAUGGAUCUAAUCUCUUUACCUGUUCUGACAAACGAAGACUCACAUAAAAAGCUGAAAGUAGAAAACAGAAGGAAAAACAUCUUUGUUACGCAGUUGGACGAGCUCGGAGAGCAAAACACCGAACAGAUGAAACACAUCCCUGUGAUAACAGAGUGUUCUAGCGGGAUCCUGGAGACAGGCGUGAACACACUGCAGUCAACACUGCUGCUGAAGAAACAGGUGGAGAUGAUCGACGCUCACAGAAAACUUCUGGACAAACGACACCAGUUUAAACGCGUCAUGCAGAUCCUGCAGCAGAGAAGAGCAGAUUUACAACACAAACAGCUGGAGACAAAACAAAGGGCAGCGAAAUUUGAGAAAUUUGUAGAAGAGAAUGAGAUAAAACGUCGGCGUGCCUUGAAGAAAUUCCUGCAGGAGAAACAGCAGAAUGAGUGUAAAGAAAAGGAGAAAGCUGAACUCUCGACACAACUGGAACAAUUGCAAGCAAGGCGACUUUAUUUACAAGAGAGGGUGAAGAAAUAUAAGAUUUUUGAAGAGUUCCUGUUGAAGGUUCUUCAGGUACUUCCAGACAGUAAGUCCAGACGUGUGAUGAAUGCGUGCGUGCGUGCGUGCGUGUGUGUGUGUGUUGAGUGUUUCAUGUGGUUUGAAUCUCAUGCAGACUAUCUAGGCUAUGGAACAGAUUUAGUGACGCCAAUAAUCAGACGUCAUGAGACGCUGUCCACCUCACGCCAGGAGCUUCUGCAGCAGUUAACCUCUCUGACGGAGGAGCUAAAAACAAAGCAACACCACCUCGACGCUCUCAAGCAACAACACAGCACAUACAAACUCAUGAGUAACCAGAAGUUAACAGAACUGCAGACACAGUUGGAUGAAAUAAAGGAGAAGAGGAAACAGCUGGAGAUGAAGCUGCAGAUGAGUGUGGGUCAAUCCAGAGAUCAGGUGGAGGAGAUGGGCAAUAUUUUCAUGGCUGUAAGGAAUCUUGGAGAGCAGUGUUCUCUGAAUCACUAUGGACCUUUAGAUGUCAUGGACACGAUGACUAUGAUGGACAUGAUAAAGGAGUACAUUAUGGAGAAAGCAGACCUGGAGAAAAGAGCCAUGAGACUCCCAGACGCCAGUUCAGGAACACCAGGAAAAAAAGCUUCCAGUAAGAGCAGCAGCAGACCAGCACUGAAGAUCCCUCAGUAGUGACCCACAGAAAUCACCACAAUACAUUUUUACAACUAUAUUUUUAUCAUUUCUGUGUGAUGUUGUGGAUCAUGGGAUAUCCUCACGAAACCACUGAAACAUCAUGGCAGUAAAGAUUUUAAUUAUAAAACAUAUAACUCAGUAACACAAAAAUUUUGUAGUCUACCGCACACAAAGCAUCAUUUUUACAUAGUAAUGAAUUAUUUCUGUACAGUAUUUUAUUGUUUUUUUUCUGCUGGAAUUCUCAUUACCCUAACGGUAAUUUAACAGAGUCAAAUUAAAACAUUCUGAAAAGAACAAUUGGAUGUACUACUUGAUGUUCUCAAAUGACAAAAAAAUAUAAUUUAUGUAUAAUAAAAAUGUAAGAAAUAGUGAAAGAAAGAAGAGUCCCUGACUGAUAUUCUCAUCCUCCGCAACAAUUUAAAUGACUGUUUACACACAUGCCAAAAUAUUUACAUUAAGUUAGAUUUUAUGUUAAGAAACACAUCUGCCAGUGCCUCUCAAAUGGCUACCAUGUUAACAGAUGACUGACUAAAUUGAUCAAAAAACUUAGUAUUCUCUUCAUUCUCAUUACAGAUACAGGCUGUUUUAUGUAUUUAGAAAAUUGUUACAUGUAUAUUUUUCUAGUAAAAUUUGAUGUCUUAUUAUCCAUUUAUAAAAACCUGUUCGGGCAUCAUGACUUUGCUUUUUUUUCAUCUUAACAUGCUAUGGGAUUGACUGUUUUAAAAGGUUACUUUAUACUUAUUUUUUGUUUAAAGUCAAAUUUUAUUAAACUGACUGUUAAAAGUUUUUUCAUUAAUGCUUUUAAACACAUCAUACCUUGUUUUUUAAGUGUUUUUAAGGAAAUCAUGUUUGACAUCUUGAAAGCAAGAUUUCACGAGAAUCACCCAGAUGCACAAUUUGGUCAUUCAUUUGGAAUUUCAAACAUGCUAAUAAAUCUAUAAUCCAGUGUGCUUCA
Molecule: messenger RNA, 2161 nt
Organism: Triplophysa rosa
Lineage: Eukaryota; Metazoa; Chordata; Actinopteri; Cypriniformes; Nemacheilidae
Gene: ccdc197
Product: coiled-coil domain-containing protein 42 homolog
Exons: 8
Coding region: 19-1203 (394 amino acids)
Source: RefSeq, a predicted model, not a curated record